Notodromas monacha is the source of this 1373-nucleotide messenger RNA. The record is from the annotation of a GenBank genome assembly. Lineage: Eukaryota; Metazoa; Arthropoda; Ostracoda; Podocopida; Cyprididae.
AGUCAGGAAGAUGAGAAUUCAAGUGCUACUGUUGUUUGUGCCCCUUCUCUUGGAAGCGGAAGGAGACGAAGUCGAUAGUGUGAAGCUGCCCACCCGCUGCGAGACUUGCAAGAUUCUUAGCUUAGAACUUCAAAAAAAACUGGAGGAAACCGGUAAAUCGCAUGAUGUCAUCGAAACCGGAUACGGUUUUGAGGAUUCGAAGAAGAAAAAACGGACAAAAUACCGGACUUCGGAAUUACGGUUGCUCGAGUCAUUGGAAAACGUCUGUAACUCGAUGCUGGAAUAUAAUCUUCAUAAGGAAAGAGCUGAUAGCACCAGAUUUGCGAAGGGGAUGAGUCAGACUUUCCAAACUCUCCACGGUCUUGUGGGUAGAGGAGUUAAAGUGGAUUUGGGAAUUCCCGAAGAUCUUUGGGAUAAGCCUCCUGUUGAAGUGACAGCAUUGAAGACUCAGUGUGAAAAGCUUCUGGAAGAUCACGAAGAUGACAUAUCUGAUUGGUACUACAACCUGCAGGACUCGAUAUCAUUGCAGAAAUAUUUAUGCUCAGAGAAAGCAUUGAAAAACGAUGAAGAUGUGUGCUUGACUGAGGAAUUUGACCCGGAGUCGAGCUCGCGCGAUGAGCUAUGAUGAUGAGCUUGGUUAGAACGUUAAAAGCUGGAAGUGGAAUUCUUCGUAAGCCCUUGUUUUUUGUUUCAUCAUUCUUACGUUCAAAAGCAUCGUAGUCUUGUUGAAUCACGCAAUGUUUGUCAUAUUCGUGGUAAAAAUUUCAACGCAACAUUGCCGCUCGAUUAUUGCGAACAUGAGUUUUGAAAUUAUCGUGCUGUACAGUAAUACGGUACUGUGAUAAUUCGUUUUAAAUAUCAGGUGUUUUCGCAUAUAUAAUCGAAAGCUGUCAUAGAAGUGUUCUUCAAUAAUUAAUACAUUUCCGAAAAGAUCUCAAAUAAAGAAAACUGUCUCUUAGUGAUUGCCCCAAAGCUCAAUUGGAUCGUAAGGAUGAUCGAUCGUAGUAAAAUUAAGCGGCCGAAAGUAAAAUCUUAUUAUGCAGGCUGCUUUUUUUCAUCACAUUGAAUCGAAAUCCGUGCAAGAUUUAUAGAAUACCGCUCGAUAUAAAUUUUUCCGUGUGAAGGAGUGAAAGAAAAAGGAAAUGUCUGUGAAGAAUGUAUUCGAAAACAAAGCUGCUAUGUUUUUAUGCGUUCUGAACCGGCUCUAGUCAUAGUAAAUUCGAGCUUUGUCAAAGAACGACUUGACAUGCUGUCUGCUCUCCGUGGGCUUUUGUGGUCUACGUUUCGAGAUCAUCCAUAAAUCACGCGUUCAACAAACCACUUCUCAAGCAUUGCAGGUUAGUGUUUAAAAUGAGAAACCCAAUCAUGUUGCU